UAUCGCAACGCAAGACCGCAACCACGCCUGAAAUUCCAGAAUGUCUGGAUUGGUAGCUUAUGAGAGUAGUGAUGAGGAAGAUGAAGUUGAGGUGCCCCAAGUUUUGGCGAAAGAAGUGAAGGUGGCUGAAAUACCUUCAGACUCACAAAUAGACCAUAAACAUACUGGGAAAGAUUCAACUACGAAAAACCAACAUGCACCGCAACCAGAACCGCUGAACGCCCCCACUUCACCUCAAAUUCAGCCAGAGGCGCCGAUUGUUGGUCCUGCCCUUGGACCAACAGCGGCAGAUUCAACAGCGUCUCCGCUACCAGAGGAUACAGAUGACACUACACCUCGCUCACCAUAUUCGGCCGGCCGAGCGCUGUUGCGCGACCUGACCAUGCCGCCUGUCCCAAACUUCGAUAUCCCGCCCUCACCUCCAGGCUCGCCGCCUCCUACCACAGAGAAGAAAUUCGCCCAUUUCCUCCAGCUGAAAAAGCAGGGGACACACUUCAACGAGAGGCUAGCGAACUCUUCAGCGCUGAAGAACCCGAGUCUGAUGCAGAAACUCAUGGAUUUUGCGGAUGUCAGUGAGGAGGAUCAGUAUGCUACGACGUUACCGAAGGAUGUCUGGGAUCCGAGUGGGUUCCCGAAAUGGGCCUACAAAGAUGAACUAGCGAAGAGCCAGCAGCAGGUCCUCAAGAGGAAAGAAGAGGAGAAGCUAGGAGGACCAAGGGAGUUCGUUCCUGCGUCAGGGUCAGGAGAAUCAAGCCGUUCCGCAACGCCCAGCGCAGCGCCGAGAGGGGUGCCGAUGAGCGCCGCGGAGAGAGUCAUGGCGGGACUGGACCGUGGAAAGUCGAAUUCGCCACAGGUAGCUGGUACGAAGAGGAAGUCGCGGUUUGAAAGCUGAGAGACGGCCAUCGUGAAGUGGAAGUGACUUUGAGAUGAGAAAUACAUUUUGGCACCUCUGUGUCACGAGAUAUGUGGCAACAGUCAUGGCAGUCAUGCCCCAGCCAUGCCAAGGCAUCAGGUGGCUACUGUGCGGAUAGAAGGGGAUCAUCACAGCUGCAGGGGCGUAAGGGGCCAUCCGCGGAUAUACGCGUUCUGCCACACCGGAUGGGAGGCUCGGGGGCUCAUGUGAAUGGUAGGAGCCGGUGAUAGGAGCUCAUGGCAUGCUGAUGGAUGCAACAAGAGAGCUA
Pseudogymnoascus verrucosus is the source of this 1181-nucleotide messenger RNA. RefSeq lists its product as uncharacterized. Bases 41 to 892 code for a protein of 283 amino acids. Gene Ontology annotation, cellular component: nucleus. Gene Ontology annotation, biological process: regulation of DNA-templated transcription. The transcript is spliced from 3 exons. The record is from RefSeq and is a predicted model, not a curated record. Lineage: Eukaryota; Fungi; Ascomycota; Leotiomycetes; Thelebolales; Thelebolaceae.